Molecule: messenger RNA, 414 nt
Organism: Colletotrichum karsti
Lineage: Eukaryota; Fungi; Ascomycota; Sordariomycetes; Glomerellales; Glomerellaceae
Exons: 1
Source: RefSeq, a predicted model, not a curated record
UUGAGGGAGAAGAGGUGGGACAGCGACGACUCCGAUUCGGACGGCGCCGCUACCGCCCCCUUGGUCUCUUCCUCGGCGCAGAGGCCGGGGUUCCCGCCGCCUCCCACGGCGCCUGUGAGGAAGGUGAAGAUUGUCGAGGGCAAGGUGACGAUACAACCCUUGCCAGUGCUGCCGGAGAUGGUCCUCACGCCGCCUCCGGCUGAGUCCGCCCCUAAGGAUGGGGGUUUGUCUCCUGCUGCUGCUUCGCCCACGGAGAAAGAGAAAGAUGGGCACCAGGUCCCCCGCAAACCCCUCGCCCGCGCAAAGUCGAAGCGGAUGACCAUCAUGCACUUCAUUGACGGGUGGUGGGAUUUGGGACUGCUGGAGCAGGAGAGGAAGAAGAGUCUUAUGAGGGCUGCUUCUCGCAAGGUUUGA